Molecule: messenger RNA, 2541 nt
Organism: Myotis myotis
Lineage: Eukaryota; Metazoa; Chordata; Mammalia; Chiroptera; Vespertilionidae
Product: nucleolin-like
Biological process (GO): positive regulation of mRNA splicing, via spliceosome
Cellular component (GO): spliceosomal complex
Molecular function (GO): RNA binding
Source: RefSeq, a predicted model, not a curated record
CUGGUAGAGAGACAUAUGCGCUCUGGUUCUUCAGUACCAGCAGCCGCCAUUGACUCCAUUUGGUUCCUCUGGGCACAUCUGCGCCACUCGCCCGCCACAUACUCCACCGUCAUAAGCCACACCAUAGUGAAGCUCGCAAAGGCUGGUAAAAAUCAAGGUGACCCCAAGAAAAUGGCUCCUCCUCCAAAGAAGGUAGAGGAAGAUAGUGAAGAUGAGGAAAUGUCAGAUGAAGAAGAUGAAAGCAGUGGAGAAGAGAUUAUUAUUCCUCAGAAAAAAAGCAAGAAGACUACCAUAACUCCAGGAAAGAAGGUGAUGGUUUCCCCAACAAAAAAGAUUGCAGUUGCAACACCAGGCAAGAAAGCAGUUGUCACCCCUGGCAAAAAGGCAGUGGUUGUGCCAACCCCUGGCAAAAAGGCAGCAGCUACACCAGCCUAAGCAUUAGCCACACCUGGUAAGAAGGGAGGCACACUAGGCAAAGCAUUGGUAGCAACUCCUGGUAAGAAGGGUGUAGCCAUCCCAGUCAAGGGAGCAAAGAAUGGCAAGAAUGCCAAGAAGGAAGAUAGUGAUGAGGAAGAUGAUGACGACAGUAAAGAGGAGGAAGAUGACGAUGAAGAGGAUGAGGAUGAAGAUAAAGAUGAAAUUCAGCCAGCAGUGAUGAAAGCUACUGCUGCUGCUCCUGCCUCAGAUGAUGAGGAUGAUGACGAAGAUGAGGAUGAAGAUGAGGAUGAGUAUGAUGAAGAAAAAGAUGACUCUGAAGAAGAACCAAUGGAGAUUGCACCAGCCAAAGGCAAGAAAGGUCCUGUAAAAGCUGUUCCUGUGAAGGCUAAGAGCACAGCUGAGGAUGAAGAUGAGGAGGAGAAUGAAGAUGAGGAGGAUGACGAUGAAGAUGAUGAGGACGAUGAAGAUGAUGAAGACGAGGAUGAUGAAGAUGAGGAGGAGAAUGAAGAUGAGGAGGAUGACGAUGAAGAUGAUGAGGACGAUGAAGAUGAUGAAGAUGAGGAUGAUGAGGAAGAGGAGGAGGAAGAGCCUGUCAAAGAAGCACCUGGAAAACGAAAGAAGGAAAUGGCCAAACAGAAAGCUGCUCCUGAGGCCAAGAAACAGAAAGUGGAAGCCACAGAACUGACUACGCUCUUUGUUGGAAACCUGAACUUCAGCAAGUCUGCUCCUGAAUUAAAAAUGGGUAUUAGUAAUGUUUUUGCUAAAAACGAUCUUGCUGUUGUGGAUGUCAGAAUUGGUGUGUCCAGGAAGUUUGGCUAUGUGAAUUUUGAAUCUGCUGAGGACCUGAAAAAAGCCUUAGAACUCACUCAUUUAAAAGUCUUUGGCAAUGAAAUUAAACUAGAAAAACCAAAGGGAAAAGACAGUAAAAAAGAUCAAGAUGCAAGAACACUUUUAGCAAAAAGUCUGCCUUAUAAAGUUACUCAGGAUGAAUUAAAAGAAGUGUUUGAAGAUGCUAUGGAGAUCAGAUUAUUCAGCAAGGAUGGAAAAAGAAAAGGGAUUGCUUAUAUUGAAUUUAAGACAGAAGCUGAUGCAGAGAAAACCUUGGAAGAAAAGCAAGGGACAGAAAUAGAUGGGCGAUCCAUUUCUCUGUACUAUACUGGAGAAAAAAGUCAAAAUCAAGACCAUAGAGGUGGGAAGAACAGCACUUGGAGUGGUGAAUCAAAAACUCUGGUUUUAAGCAACCUUUCCUACAGUGCAACAGAAGAAACUCUUCAGGAAGUAUUUGAAAAGGCAACUUUUAUCAAAGUGUCCCAGAAUCAAAAUGGCAAAUCUAAAGGGUAUGCAUUUAUAGAAUUUGCUUCAUUUGAAGAUGUUAAAGAAGCUUUAAAUUCCAGUAAUAAAAGAAAAAUUGAGGGCAGAGCAAUCAGGCUGGAAUUGCAAGGACCCAGAGGAUUGCCUAAUGCAAGAAGCCAGCCAUCCAAAACUCUAUUUGUCAAAGAUCUGUCGAGGAGACUACGGAAGAGACAUUGAAGGAGUCCAUUUGAUGGCUCUGUCCGGGCAAGGAUAGUCACUGACUGGGAGACGGGCUGUUCCAAAGGGUUUGGUUUUGUAGACUUCAACAGUGAGGAAGAUGCCAAAGGUGCUAAGGAGGCCAUGGAAGAUGGUGAAAUUGAUGGAAACAAAAUUACUUUGGAUUGGGCCAAGCCUAAGGGUGAAGAUGGCUUCGGGGGUCGUGCUGGAGGCAGAGGUGGCUUUGGAGGCAGAGGUGGUGGCAGAGGAGGCCGAAGUGGACUUGGUGGAAGAGGCCAGGGAGGUUUUGAAGGUCAAGGAGGCUUCCAAGGAGGCAGAGGAGGAGGAGGAGACCAUAAGCCACAAGGAAAGAAGAUGAAGUUUGAAUAGUUUCUUCUAUCCCUGUCUUUCCCUCUUCCGUUUGAAAAAGAAAGGACUCUGGUGUUUUUACUCUGUUACCUGAUCAAUGACAGAGCCUUCUAAGGACAUUCCAAGACAGUAUACAGUCCUGUGGUCUACUUGAAAAUCCAUUUAGAUAACAUUUCAAAGGAGAUAGCCUGUUGGUUUUGACUGGAUAUUCAUAUAAACUUUUUA